This is a messenger RNA of Cladocopium goreaui, 1869 nucleotides long. Lineage: Eukaryota; Dinophyceae; Suessiales; Symbiodiniaceae. The record is from the annotation of a GenBank genome assembly.
AUGGUGAAGGGCACGGCCGAGACUCCCGAGGCACCCAAGGUAGAAGCCAAGGCGGAAGCCAACGGGACCAACGGGACCAACGGGACCAACGGAGCCAACGGAGCCAACGGAGCCAACGGACACAGCCAGCCCAGCCUGAUCUGGGAGGUGGUUGGUGGUGCCGACAAAGGCGGCAUUUUGGUGCGCGACGGCGAGAGCACAUCUUCCACACAGCUGACUGCACGCUUAAGCACCGGUGCCACCGUGGAACAGCUCGAGUUGAAGGGCCAGCGACUUCAUUAUCGUCUCAAGACAGGAACUGGACCAGAAGAAGGCUGGAUUAGCAUCGCUCUUUCAGGGAAAGACCUGGCGGUGCUUCUGACGCACGUUCCGGUGGCGAAGCGCGACACCGAGCCGCGCUGCCUGGCGGAACUUGCCAAGGCCCCCGUGCCAUGGACGCCGGUCUCAAUGCCUCAGCUGCAAGAGAAGCACAUGCAGAUGGCACCUGGCAUCAUUUACAAGAUAGAUUUUCCCUUCAAUGCCGAAUUGCUGCAGAAGAUGGGGCCAGCGUGGCUCACCAAAGCCUUCCAUACUGCAGGCUCCAUACCCAAGGACAACAAGGUGAAAACAUUGAAGAAUGUCAAGGAGUACAUUGGAGGAGGGAACUGCUCAAAGCUUGUAUUCGACGUCGAGUAUGAGAAGCCAGCAGCAGAUUUGCAUACUGAGCUCUUUGCCAAGAUCCCUUUUCCACUGGGCGGCAGCACGCUGUCAGAUCGAAUGGCUUCAUCAGUAAUGCAGACUGGAAGCGAGCUGGGAGAACUGAACGCCCAAAGACUACUAGAGUCGCGGCUGCCAUUCAGUGUUCCAAGAUACUACUUCGGUGAUGUGUCCAAUGACACCUCAAACUGGAUCUUGAUCACUGAGAGGAUACCUUUCGGUAAGCAAGAUGGUGACAGAGCCAUGGAUCCUGCCUAUGACAAGAUGAAGGAUUGGGAGCUGAAAGGGUCUCAAAAUGAGUACUACUUUUUGCUGACCACCUAUGGUGCCAGGAUGGCAGGCAUGGACAAGGCAGAGGCACUGGCCUCACGAGCCGUCAUGGAUAGUUUCUUUCCAUCCGCUGCGCAGCGGCCGAAAGAGCAUUGGGGAAUGCGCGCUGAAAGCAGCGGCAUUGGUGAGAAGGAGUUCAAUGCAAAGAUCAAGAUGGGGGUUGACUUUGUUGGUACGACAGGCAAAGCACUUUUCCCAGCAGAGUGUGCCACACCAGCAUUCUUGCAGAAGUACAAGAGAAUACUUGCUGUUUCGAAUGCUUACACGGCUGAGAUGCAGUGGUGGUGCAAUAGAAAUCCUGACUACAUCGCAUGGAGCCACGGCAAUCUCAAUGUCGACAACGUUUUCUUUUGGAGGGAUGCCGACAAGAAGUUGGAUCUUGGCGUUCUCGACUGGGGAGGCGCGCGAACGGACUCCGUCGGAUGGAAACUUUGGUGGUGGCUAUACUGCUGUGAAUACGACUUCUUGAACAAAAACCUAGAUGACUUGCUGGACUGCUUUAUCAAAGAAUAUGAGGCUAGCGGCGGUCCGAAAUUGGAUCGUGCGGAACUUCGUUGGCAGUUCACAUUGUCGGCGCUGCAACAGGGCGUAGGUCUAUUGGGUGCAGUGCCACAGAUCUACAAGAUGUGCAAAAAAGCCGAGUUUGCCACCAUCAAAGAUCGAUUAGAUCCUCGUAUUUCGCAGAACAUCGAUGGUAAGAACACCCUCAGGAUCUACAUUGGAACCUUCAUCAACAUUUGUAACAUGAUCAAAGACUGGGAUAUCGAAAGCCAGCUGGACAAGUGGGUGAAAGAAGUUUGCUCCGCCAUCGGCAUCCCAGAGAAAAAGGUGGUCGUGGAGUGA